AUGGCAAUGCCUGUUCGUCAAACUUGUCCAUAUAAGGAAAGUGAAUGCGAUGAGAUGCUUGACAAGGAAUAUAAAUUUUAUUUAUCAUUUGAGAAUUCAUUAUGCCGGGAUUAUGUGACGGAGAAAAUAUACAAUGCACUGAGACGACAGGUUAUACCAAUUGUCUAUGGAGGUGCAAACUACGAACUAUUUUUACCACCGCGUUCGUACAUAAAUGCAGAAGAAUUCGAAAGUGUCGAACAACUAGCAAUGUAUCUUAAAUAUUUAUCCACGCAUCCGAAAGAGUACUUGCGUUAUUUCUGGUGGCGAGAGCACUAUAAACUGGGUUACUUUUCACCUUUCUGUGAACUAUGCGCGCAGCUUCAUAGCGUUACAAAUCAGCAAAAGACGCAAACCUAUCGCAACAUCGAACAAUGGUGGUUAGGCGACAGUUGUCGAUUAACUCCGAGAAUCAAAAUUUAA
This is a messenger RNA of Teleopsis dalmanni, 462 nucleotides long. Its product is annotated as alpha-(1,3)-fucosyltransferase C-like. Gene Ontology annotation, molecular function: alpha-(1->3)-fucosyltransferase activity. Lineage: Eukaryota; Metazoa; Arthropoda; Insecta; Diptera; Diopsidae. The transcript has 2 exons. Gene Ontology annotation, cellular component: membrane. Bases 1 to 462 code for a protein of 153 amino acids. The record is from RefSeq and is a predicted model, not a curated record.